Momordica charantia (bitter melon) is the source of this 2808-nucleotide messenger RNA. Its product is annotated as bifunctional aspartokinase/homoserine dehydrogenase 1, chloroplastic. Gene Ontology annotation, molecular function: homoserine dehydrogenase activity; NADP binding; aspartate kinase activity. Gene Ontology annotation, biological process: aspartate family amino acid biosynthetic process; L-homoserine biosynthetic process. NCBI's taxonomy places the organism in Eukaryota, Viridiplantae, Streptophyta, Magnoliopsida, Cucurbitales, Cucurbitaceae. The record is from RefSeq and is a predicted model, not a curated record.
CAUUGCUCUGUCCCAUUCUCCUUCGUCAUGCAGCAGCAGCAGCGCCCAUCGACUUGAAAUCGGAGGACGGAAGAAAGCUGAGCUGAUCACCGCCGCCGCCACGAGAAAAAUCCCAUUUCUCCAUUUCUAAUGGCGUCGCUCUCCCAUGUGCUCUCUCGCUCAUCCCGUCUGCUCGCUCCUCAUGCACCGCCCAUUGACUCCACGCCCAAAUCCUUCAUAUACUCCCACUCGCAAUGCCGCGAACCCACUUCGCUGCUGCGUGCUAACGUUUACAGAAUGGCCCUUGUCUGUCAGCGGGCAAGAAGAGGAACACAAAGGAAACAAAUAUGUGCUUCCAUUGCAGAUGUCUCAUUGGAAAAAUCCACUGAAAAUGUACAACUUCCCAAGGGUGAUGUUUGGUCAGUUCAUAAAUUUGGUGGUACCUGUGUGGGUAACUCGCAAAGAAUUAAGAAUGUUGCUGAAAUAAUAGUUAAUGAUGAUUCAGAGAGGAAAUUGGUAGUUGUCUCUGCAAUGUCAAAGGUGACCGAUAUGAUGUAUGACCUCAUUAACAAGGCUCAAUCACGGGACGAGUCUUAUGUAUCUGCCUUAGAUGCUGUUUUAGAAAAGCACAAGUCAACGGCACAUGAUCUGCUUGAUGGGGAUGAACUGGCUAGUUUCUUAUCACAGUUGCAUCAUGAUAUCAAUAAUCUGAAGGCUAUGCUUCGAGCAAUUUAUAUUGCUGGUCAUGCCAUGGAAUCCUUUACAGAUUUCGUUGUAGGACAUGGAGAAUUGUGGUCUGCUAGUAUGCUGUCUGGUGUUAUUAGAAAGAGUGGGGCAGAUUGCAAGUGGAUGGAUACUAGGGAAGUUUUGAUAGUCAAGCCCACUUCUUCAAAUCAAGUUGAUCCAGAUUUUUUGGAAUCUGAGAGAAGACUUGAGCAAUGGUAUUCCAAAAACCCAGCCAAGAUAAUCAUUGCAACUGGUUUUAUUGCCAGUACACAUGAAAACAUACCCACUACUUUAAAGAGAGAUGGAAGUGACUUUUCUGCUGCGAUAAUGGGUGCUCUACUAACAGCUCGACAAGUCACAAUUUGGACUGAUGUUGAUGGUGUUUAUAGUGCAGAUCCAAGAAAAGUUAAAGAGGCAGUUGUUUUGAAGACAUUGUCUUAUCAAGAGGCCUGGGAGAUGUCAUAUUUUGGUGCAAAUGUUUUACAUCCUCGUACAAUUAUUCCAGUUAUGCGAUAUGACAUACCCAUUGUAAUAAGGAACAUUUUCAAUCUAUCUGCACCUGGAACAAAGAUCUGCCGUCAACCAGUUGAUAUUGAAAGCGAGAGUCUAGUGUCUUUUGUUAAAGGAUUUGCAACAAUAGACAACGUGGCCCUUGUAAAUGUUGAAGGCACUGGUAUGGCUGGUGUCCCAGGUACAGCUAAUGCCAUUUUUGGUGCUGUAAAAGAUGUAGGAGCUAAUGUAAUUAUGAUUUCUCAGGCUAGUAGUGAACAUUCAGUGUGUUUUGCUGUGCCUGAGAAGGAAGUAAAAGCUGUUGCUGAGGCAUUGAGAUCUAGAUUUCGUCAAGCGUUAGAUGCUGGGCGCCUUUCUCAGGUCGCAGUUGUUCCAAACUGUAGCAUUUUGGCAGCAGUUGGACAGAAAAUGGCUAGUACUCCUGGAGUUAGUGCCACCCUUUUCAAUGCGCUGGCAAAGGCUAGCAUAAAUAUUCGUGCUAUUGCUCAAGGCUGCACUGAAUACAACAUUACUGUAGUUCUUAGGCGAGAAGAUUGUAUAAAAGCCUUGAGAGCUGUGCACUCAAGAUUUUAUCUUUCAAGAACAACAAUUGCAAUGGGAAUCAUUGGACCUGGACUUAUUGGUGCCACACUACUUGAGCAGCUUAAGGAUCAGGCGUCAGUUCUCAAAGAAGACUUUAACAUUGACUUGCGUGUCAUGGGAAUUAUUAGCUCAAGAAGCAUGCUCUUGUGCGAUGAGGGACUUGACUUGUCUAGUUGGAGAGAUCUUCAAAGGGAGAGAGGUGAAGUGGCGGACAUGGAAAAGUUUGUGCAGCAUGUGCAUCAAAAUCAUUUUAUUCCAAAUACUGUUUUGGUGGAUUGCACGGCCAAUCCUGAUGUUGCUAGCUACUACUACAACUGGCUUCGAAAAGGAAUUCAUGUCAUUACUCCAAAUAAGAGGGCUAACUCAGGACCACUCGAUCAGUAUUUGAAAUUGAGAGCUCUUCAACGACAGUCCUAUACUCAUUACUUUUAUGAAGCUACUGUUGGAGCUGGUCUACCAAUUAUUAGCACCCUACGUGGUUUGCUUGAAACCGGAGACAAAAUAUUGCGUAUUGAAGGCAUUUUCAGUGGGACGUUGAGUUACAUCUUCAACAACUUUACGGGCAGUAAAUCUUUUAGUGACAUAGUCUCUGAAGCAAAGCAAGCAGGUUAUACUGAGCCAGAUCCAAGGGAUGAUUUAUCUGGAACAGAUGUUGCCAGAAAGGUGAUCAUUCUUGCUAGAGAAUCUGGUUUGAAGCUAGAACUAGCAGAUAUCCCAGUGGAAAACCUUGUGCCAGAACCAUUAAGAGCCAGUGACUCUGCUGAGGAGUUUAUGCAACAAUUGCCACAAUAUGAUGCCGAUCUGACAAGGAAACGACAGGAUGCCGAGAAUGCUGGGGAAGUGUUGAGAUAUGUCGGGGUGGUGGAUGUCGAAAAUAAAAGAGGCUUCGUCGAGAUGCAAAGGUACAAGGAGGAUCACCCGUUUGCACAACUUUCAGGAUCCGACAACAUCAUCGCUUUUACAACAACGAGGUACCGAAAACAGCCUUUGAUCGUCCGGGGACCGGGUGCC